ACAAAGUUUAGCGGCAGGAACUCGGGCGGCAACAGUGCGGAGCCGGCGGCACCGGAGCGCAGCCGCGCUGAGCCCAGGCGCCCCGGUGCCCGGCGGGGGCCGGCGGCGACCGUGCCAUGCGGGGCUCCCCCCCACCGGUGGCGGCGGGGCGGGAGGGCAGCGGCGCCCCAUGCGGCUGGGGCGGCCGGGCGGCGGCUGACACCAUGUGCGCCCGGUGCCCGGGGCGAGGAGCGGGGAGCAGCCAUGUCCCCCCCCGCCCAGCCGGGGGUGCCGGGCGGGCGCGGCUCUAAGGUGCCCCCGGCGCGGAAGCUCCUCUGCAUGUGCAGCCUCUCCCUCUGCCUCACCUACCUGUGCUACAGCCUCAUGGGGGGCACCGGCCCGGGCGCCCUGCGCUCCCCCGCCGUCCUCCCCGGCACGGUGGCGCCGCGCUCCCCCGCCGCGCUCCCCGGCACGGCGGCCCUCGGGGCCCCGCGCUCCCCCGCCAGCCCGCCGGGGAGCCCCGGCGUCCCGGCCCCCUCCGCCGCGCCGACGCGAGCCUCCAACGGCAGCCGGGAAGGGGCGGCGGGCGCCUGGUUGCGGACGCCGCUGGCCCCCGGGGAGGUGAUCACGGUGCAGAGCGGAGCCUUCGAGAGGGACCCGCAGGAGUCGAGCACCACGGACGAGGAGCUGAGCCGGGCCGGCAGCCCGGGGACCCGCGGCGGCGGCAGCACCACGCCGGACUAUGGGGAGAAGCGGCUGCCGCAAGCACUGAUCAUCGGGGUGAAGAAGGGGGGGACGCGGGCGCUGCUGGAGGCCAUCCGGGCGCACCCCGACGUGCGCGCCGUGGGCACGGAGCCCCACUUCUUCGACAGGAACUACGAGAAGGGGCUGGAGUGGUACAGGAAUGUGAUGCCCAAGACACUGGACGGCCAGAUCACAAUGGAGAAGACCCCCAGCUACUUCGUCACCAACGAGGCCCCCAGGCGCAUUCACUCCAUGGCCAAGGACACGAAGCUGAUCGUGGUGGUGAGGAACCCAGUCACCCGGGCCAUCUCGGACUACACACAGACACUCUCCAAGAAGCCAGAGAUCCCCACCUUUGAGGUGCUGGCCUUCAAGAACCGGACCCUGGGGCUGAUCGACGCCUCCUGGAGCGCGAUCCGCAUCGGCAUCUACGCCCUGCACUUGGAGAACUGGCUGCAGUACUUUCCCCUCUCCCAAAUCCUUUUUGUCAGUGGCGAGAGGCUCAUCACUGACCCGGCUGGGGAAAUGGCCAAGGUCCAGGACUUCUUAGGCCUCAAGAGGAUUGUGACAGAGAAACAUUUUUAUUUUAAUAAAACCAAGGGGUUCCCCUGUCUAAAGAAGCCAGAGGACAGCAGUGCUCCCCGGUGCUUGGGCAAAUCUAAGGGUCGAACUCACCCCAAAAUAGACCCAGACGUCAUUCACAGACUGCGGAAGUUUUACAAACCUUUCAAUGUCAUGUUUUACCAAAUGACGGGGCAAGAUUUCCAGUGGGAGCAGGAAGAAAGUGAUAAGUAGAACCAUGAAAUCAGGAAAAAAGCUCUUUUCUUUUGAGAAGUGAAUCAUCAUUAGAGACCCAAAACUCACUCGGGGUUAGAGGCUCAGCCUUGUGAGUGCAAGACUCUUGCACUCUCAGGGUUGCAGCCAGAGCUGUCCCAUGUUUCCACCUCUGAAACCUUAGUGGCACGUCACUGUGGGUUGCACUCGGGCUCUUCCCACCGUGAUGCUGAGGGAUCAGUGGGCAGGUGGGAGGAGGAGGAGGUGGAGGGAGUGGGGCUCCUCGGGGCGAUGGGAUGCUUCAAGUCGACAUGUUGCUGCUGGUGUCCCCCUCACAGCCAGGCAGGCAGGACCAGCAUCUUCUGCUAUGGCUAGCUGAGCAGCAGGGUGCUCACAAAACCCAGCAGCACUGGGACAAACCCAUAGAUUUGAUUUCUCCUGACCUGGCUUUUAGUUUUGCCCAAACAGCAGCAUCAGAUCUGGUAAAUUCAGGACACGUGCAUCCACAGGCACACCGGUAUUUCUGUGUGAAAGGAAUAAAGCCAGUUAUGCUGCAAAGGAACUAUGUACAGAAAUCUCAUUUGCACCAGAUGUUUCAAUUACUUGUUGCACUAAAACUAGUAUUUACCAAGUGCCACAAAACACCUGGGCCCGAUUCUCCUCUGACUAGUGGGUGUAUCUAUCUACACUGUUGGAAGAGAGUGUUCCUCCUUUGCUGGGGUGCUCAGUGGGAUCAGAACUGGGGCCUCCCCAGGACUGCCCCCCUCCUCCUGGAAGCCGUAGCGAAGACCAUUCCCAGGCACCUGCUUGGAGUGAGCCGGGGUCUCAGCACCCAGCCAGGCUGCUGAGGCAUGGUGCAGAGAGACGUGUGCCCAGGCAGCACCUCCUGGCAGCACGGUGCUGUGCCUGGCUCUGUGGUCUGGAGCCAGGCAUUCCUGGUGGGAACUGCAGGACAGAGGCGUGGGGGUCAGCCUCAGCAUAGGGUCUGGGCAGGGCUGACCAGCGGGGCCCCUGGCACUGCCCUUCAUUUGCACCUUGAAAACGAGAUCUCUGCUGCUUGCUGUUGACAGCCGGGUUUGCAAAACAGGAAAGCAGACUUCAUCUUUACUUCAGAAUUACAAAAAUGUAAUUAAUUCCCAGGGUGAGCACUGCUCUACACAAAAAAUGUGUGCUUUCUAGUGGAAAUGACCAAGUCAACCAAAUUUGCAAAUCCUGGUAGAAACUGUAGAACAAGCCCAUAUCACAACUGGAUCCUCCAGCAAUGUGACAAGAGCUGCAUGCUGGGUCCAGUGGAGAGCAGGCCAGCAGCGCAUUGACACAGCUGCACCGUUUCCAUCUCCAUUACUGAGAGAAAAAGAAGAGAGGGAACAAAAGGAAAAAUGCAGAGCUACUGUUGCUGAGAUGUUCCCUUCACGCAGGUGAUUUCUAAGGGCACUCAAAUAUUGCUGGCCACUUACUUUGUUUACUGAGUGGUAAGGAUGCCUCCUGGGUGGAGCGUAGCUGUGCACGAGCCCCCCUUUCUCUUUCGGGCAGCGAGUCCCUGGCUGAUGGAAAGCAUCAGCAAUGCAGCGUGAGAUAGCUGUGGGAGCACCAAGACUCAGUUUUGAUUAAGGUGGCAAGAAAUCCCUGCUGAUCCAGCUAACCAAAUGAAAUCACUGUUAGGUUGGGUAACAAGCUGAAGCUACGCUGGGUUUCAUGGCCUGUCGUGUGGUUCGUUACGCCAUGAAGUGGUGCUGGUGCCUUGGACUGGCUGAAAAAAGAGCUGAAGUGAUUUGGAAAAUUUACACCGUGGGCCAUGCUGGAGGGGCACCGCAAGGUCCCUGCUAAUGUCAUGCUAGUUCCUACUAGCUUGAUUAGGUUUAAAAACAGCUCCUGACAAAACACAGUUUUUCACAGACCCACAAGUUCCCAAAUUACUACAUGAAAGUUGGAAGUAUGUAAUAGGAAUAAUUUUACAGUGUUUCACACAUUAUUAAAAUGUCAGAUCAUCUCCUAAGUGAAAACUGUUGUUAACACAAUUUGGUGCAAGCUGCUUGAUGCAUUCAGUUGGAGGAUGAGAGGCUCAUUGAGGAUCAGUGUCCAGGCUCCUCACCAGAGGGAUAUCCAGAAAUUUCUGCCCGUUCCCAGCAUGCUGCAGCCCAGACACAGCGGCAGGCUGGCCAUGACGGUGUGGAACGGAGGCUGCUAGUGGAGAUGGUGGGACUGACUGCCCUGGCUGCUGCCAGAGGGGCUUGGCUCCAGGGCGAUGGUGUUCCAGCUCAUGGCAUGGCUGGCGCGUGGCAGGUUGGUGGCUGCCCGUGACUGCUGGUGUUAUGGCCAUCGGCGUGGCACUGUGCAUCACCUCUGUGGCCAGGGCUUGGACUCUCUCAGCCCCUAUCCACAGCUUAACUGGGAGCAGCCUUUUUCUCCUAGCAAGGCCUCUUUGAGCUUGAAAGGGCCCCUAGGACCGCCCAUCCCCACCCAACAGGUCUCCCCACACAGCCCAGCUGCGGUCUGCUCUGGUCUGAGCGCUGCCCCAUGUCUCCCUGAGCAGCUUGUGCUGGCUUCUGGGAACAGCCCCUGGUCCCCCACUGCCAUCAAGCCACGGUCACCUCUGUCAUCAUGCCCCUCACUGGAGUGACAGGGGAUCUGAAAACGCGUGUUUGUCUGAGAGUUACAACCCAAUGAAGCACCCUGCUAGGUAAGCCACAGCAUGUGGCCAGGCCAGGCAGGAACAUCCAUCCUGCCCUGGGACAAAGCACGAUCACAUCUGGAGCUCCAUCCCACAGCUGGAACCAGGUGCUGGACUGGGGCUCCGGCCCCCCAGGAGGGGCUACCUGAUGGUUUACAGCAGCAGCAUGGUCCAUGGGAGGUGAUGAUCCUGCCCGUGCCUCACCUGUCUGCCCGUGGCUCUUGUUCCCCUUCUUUCUGCCAUAUAUUUAGAGGUUUAUUUUUUAUAUCGGCUACGAUUUCCAGCUUGAGAGGAACUGUUGAGCACCUGGUGGGAGGGUACACCCUGCUCCUCCACCCCUGUGGACACCAACCACCCCACACACGGGGGACACCCCACCCCCAGAUGCCAGAGUGCCACCGGCCCCUUUGUGGCACUGGUAGGGAGAGGGACCUAUGGGGGGGCAGCAUGGGGGUCUUGGGGCAGGCAUUCGGUUUUCUGUUUUUCUGAAAUGCACCCCGAAUGUGCCAUGCUAACGCAGGGCCUUGACAGGGGAAUUAUUUUCUAUCUGGCCAGAGAGUGGCCUGCCAAAUGAGAGUCAGGUUAAUAACACUUUUUUUUAAAAAAUAUUCAAAUGUCAGCAUUAGAAUACACAGGAAAUUGAAUUUUGUAUUUGAUUUCAAUUAGCAAAGCAUAAAUUAUAUUUAAUUUUAUACACAGACUGGGUGAUUCAUUGUUCUGGAAAAAUUGGUACUUUAUGGUUCAGAGGCUGGAAAUGGAGAGUUUGUCUUUUCUGAAACCAAACUGCUGUGCUGUCAACUCCUCCCAAACGCGUCUCUGUCUGUCGGUGUCACUCUGUACCUGAACAAUAUGAAAAUCCUGAACUGAACACUUGAACCCACAGCACUAAACAAUAAAACGU
Messenger RNA from Falco peregrinus (peregrine falcon), 5069 nucleotides. RefSeq names its product heparan sulfate-glucosamine 3-sulfotransferase 4 (gene HS3ST4). The record is from RefSeq and is a predicted model, not a curated record. The transcript is spliced from 2 exons. NCBI's taxonomy places the organism in Eukaryota, Metazoa, Chordata, Aves, Falconiformes, Falconidae. Gene Ontology annotation, molecular function: [heparan sulfate]-glucosamine 3-sulfotransferase activity. Bases 244 to 1518 code for a protein of 424 amino acids.